This is a messenger RNA of Delphinapterus leucas (beluga whale), 1886 nucleotides long. It is a transcript of the gene XPNPEP3, whose product is annotated as X-prolyl aminopeptidase 3. Gene Ontology annotation, cellular component: mitochondrion. Gene Ontology annotation, biological process: proteolysis. The record is from RefSeq and is a predicted model, not a curated record. Lineage: Eukaryota; Metazoa; Chordata; Mammalia; Artiodactyla; Monodontidae. Gene Ontology annotation, molecular function: manganese ion binding; metalloaminopeptidase activity.
GGUCACAGCUCCGGGCGUGACGUCAACAUACUGCGCCCCUGUGGGAGGAAAGCCCGUCGAGCAGCGCCGGCCGGAAGGGGAGGGACGCCUGGCCUGGUUUCCGGGCGACUCAACCCUGCCGGCGGCGGCAUCAUCGUCAGUUUUCCGCGUUUCCUUCCUGAAGUGCGAGUGUGGCGGUUAUGCCUUGGAUACUCUCGGCAACUAAGCUUGUUCCCGCGGUAGCAAGCGCCCGCAGCCUCUCAGGAUGCAUGUCAUGUUCACAGCGAAGGUACUCCCUGCAGCCCAUCCCAGAGAGGAGGAUUCCAAACCGGUACUUAGGCCAGCCCAGCCCCUUUACACACCCACACCUCCUCAGACCAGGGGAGGUGACGCCAGGACUAUCCCAGGUGGAAUAUGCACUUCGCAGACACAAACUAAUAUCUCUGAUCCACAAGGAAGCACAAGGGCAGAGUGGUACAGACCACACAGUGGUACUGCUGUCCAACCCUACAUACUAUAUGAGCAAUGAUAUCCCCUAUACUUUCCACCAAGACAACAAUUUCCUGUACCUGUGUGGAUUCCAAGAGCCUGAUAGCAUUCUGGUCCUUCAAAGCCUCCCGGGCAAGCAGUUACCAGCACACAAGGCCAUACUUUUUGUGCCUCAGAGAGAUCCCAGUCGAGAACUUUGGGAUGGCCCCCGAUCUGGUACUGAUGGAGCAAUAGCUCUAACUGGAGUGGAUGAAGCCUAUACGCUGGAAGAAUUUCAACAUCUUGUACCAAAACUGAAAGCCGAGACACAUACACUGUGGUAUGACUGGAUGAGGCCCCCUCACAUUCAGCUCCACUGUGACUACAUGCAGCAGUUGACAGAGGUCAAAGCCAGGAGCAAGAACAAGGUUCGGGCUGUGCAGCAGCUGGUACAGCAUCUCAGGCUGAUCAAAUCUCCUGCAGAAAUUGAACGAAUGCAGAUUGCUGGGAAACUGACAUCACAGGCUUUCAUAGAGACCAUGUUUGCCAGCAAAGCCCCUGUAGAGGAAGGCUUUCUUUAUGCUAAGUUUGAAUUUGAAUGCCGGGCUCGUGGUGCAGACAUCUUAGCCUACCCACCUGUGGUGGCUGGAGGUAAUCGGUCAAACACUCUGCACUAUGUGAAGAACAAUCAACGCAUCAAGGAUGGGGAAAUGGUGCUGCUGGAUGGAGGUUGUGAGUCUUCUUGCUAUGUGAGUGACAUCACUCGUACCUGGCCUGUCAAUGGCAGGUUCACGGCAUCUCAGGCAGAACUCUAUGAAGCUGUUCUAGAAGUCCAGAAAGCUUGUCUGACUCUCUGCUCCCCUGGAACAAGCUUGGAUAACAUCUACAGCAUGAUGCUAACACUGAUAGGACAGAAGCUUAAAGAGUUGGGUAUCGUGAAGAACAUUAAGGAAAAUAAUGCCUUCAAGGCUGCUCGAAAAUACUGCCCGCAUCAUGUUGGCCAUUACCUCGGGAUGGAUGUCCACGACACUCCAGACAUGCCCCGCUCCCUCCCUCUGCAGCCUGGUAUGGUAAUCACAGUGGAGCCAGGUAUUUAUAUUCCGGAGGAUGACAAAGACGCCCCUGAGAGGUUCCGUGGUCUUGGUGUACGAAUUGAGGAUGAUGUAGUGGUAACAGAGGACUCACCUCUCAUCCUUUCUGCAGAUUGUCCCAAAGAGAUGAAUGACAUCGAACAGAUAUGCAAUAGGGCCUCUUGACCCUCAGUGUGGCCCACAUGCAUCUUAGGUUCAGAAGGGGUGGACGUUGGCCUCUGUGCACGUGUGCUUUCUGGGGGUCUCUGUGUGGACAUUUAUACACGUGUUCCACUGGGGAGUGCAGCAGCUAUAUGAGUGUAUGUAGUUGUGUAUGUGGUCUUUUCUUGUUUUAUGUAGCUAGAAAUC